AUGACGCUGGCACGUGCCCUGCGGGUGUGGACGGCCCCUAUUGUGCAGCUGCGGCGUCCACAUGAUGGGAUUCGUGGUUUAAUGGCAAAGCGGCGCUUUCAUCGCGGUGAUCUUCUCAUGUCUGUACCGCUGGAUUGUUGUUAUUUCCCAUUCGCCUCGCGUGAGGCACGUCGACUGCGUCGCUGGAAUAGAUCCACACUUUUUCCAGAGAUGCCCUUGUGGCUUCUGCGCCUUUCACCAGAUGCACAAGAGGAGCGGGUCUCACUCACAGCAUCCGUUUCUACAGAAGAUAAUAAUGUAUUGAAUCUUGUUCUCUCACCUGUGGAAGCCGCAUUAGCUAUUUCAGUAGCUGUACGUUAUUUUUGGUGGGAAAUUAUUAAGUUGAAUUCAAAAGAAGAAAAAAGUAAAAGUUCUUCCAUGAUGGGACCUUUAAAAUUUCGUUCUGCAGAUUUAUAUGUUCAGUCACUUCCAAUGAAAGAACAUCUUUCUUAUGGAUUAGAAGGACCAUAUUUAUCUACAAUGGAAGAUGAAGCAAAUCUUCACUCUUGUAUUGAACAAAUAGCUUGGAAUUUGCGAGAUUGUUUACUCUCAUAUGCCUCGCAAGAAGAAUACCGUUUAUAUGACUCUCAUCCUUCAGAGUUAGAUGCGGUUCUUCUUGCCGCAGUAUACGUUGUACGAACACGUUUAUUACGUAUGAGUGUACUUCAUAAUGAUUGUACUGUGCCUGACCGUUCUACUGGUGUCAUUGCACCUGUUGUUGAUUUUUUAAAUCAUAGCGCUUUUAAUUACUCCUGUGCUGCAUGUGUGUCGAUGCGAAAACGUGCGGUUGUUGUUCGUGCGGCGAGAGAUAUUAAUGUGGGAGAGGAACUCACACUUAAUUAUCGUGGUACUCUGAAACAGUUGGGGAAUUCUGAUUUGGUAGGCGAUGGGGAUUGGUGGGAGUCCCGUUAUCUUAUCUCUACAGAGGAGGCAUGA
This is a messenger RNA of Trypanosoma theileri, 975 nucleotides long. RefSeq lists its product as uncharacterized. Gene Ontology annotation, molecular function: protein binding; protein-lysine N-methyltransferase activity. The transcript has a single exon. Lineage: Eukaryota; Euglenozoa; Kinetoplastea; Trypanosomatida; Trypanosomatidae. Bases 1 to 975 code for a protein of 324 amino acids. The record is from RefSeq and is a predicted model, not a curated record. Gene Ontology annotation, biological process: peptidyl-lysine monomethylation.